AUGGAAUACCUGGAUUUGACGGGUUCCAAUAUAGACCACAGCAUGAGUGAGUCUGCUACUCUCGAUGUGGCCUGGUCCGGAAGUUGUUAUAGUUACGUGCAUGUUGAGCACGGCGAUGCCGGCACCAGUGGGGAAUCCUCCCGAGAAGCAGGGUCGUUGUAUGACGCUGAACAGCGAUGGCCUGAGUAUCAAGGUCAUGAAAACAAUCUGCAUGCUAAUCAGCUCGCCUACCCGCAAUCUUUGACGUCAGCAAACGAUCUUCAAUCUGAGGCUGCCCCCUCGAGCGUUGCCAACAACCAAAAUGAGCAUCAGCCUCAAAGACCCGAGCCGGACUACUUUGUCCAACCUUACCCGAUAUCUACCUUGGAUGCCGGGUCUAACGGCAACGAUCUCGAGUUCCAGUACGAUGCGCUAGCUGCCUUCGAUAACCAAGAGCUACUAGUCACACAGGACAGUGCCCCAUACUAUGCGCAGCAGGAUUACCCACGACAUGUUUUCGGAGACGACAUCCGGCGACUCUAUUCCACGUACACUCACGGUGACAACGACGGGAUCUCUGCUCAUCAGCAACCAACUGGCGGGGAUGGAGAUGGUCCGUGGUCUACAGUGAACCAACAAGACAACCGUCGAGAAUACCUAGAACGACGAACGAACCACCUGGUAGAAGUAAUCAACACACCUCACACUCGAGAUACCCCGAGCGCCAGCGAUCGGACAUCCAAUUCGGGUUCUUCGUCGGGUGACGGGCGCAACGGUCAACAAUGGGGAGGGGCCAGCGAGGCCACUAUUCGCCCCGAUGGCCCUGAGCAAAGCCACCAAACCUGUUACCCAAACAACUUGCGAAAUCCGCUUCACUCUCAGUAUCAAGACGAGUUUUCAAGGUUCCAAAACCGAGCUGUGACACAGACUGGCUCAACAUCUCUUUCUGGACAGACCGAUCUUCCAAUACGUGAACCAACUCGUACCGAUCGUCGUCAUCCAACACCCGAGUCCGUAGCGCCUACCUCUUCCAGUCUCGCCCUAUCAGACUUAAAGGAGAGGGAGGGGCAUUUGACGCCUCCAGAUGUCCAUCAGUCCAUUGUCUUCAAGCAAACAUUGCUUCUUUCCACACCCAUGGAUAGCUAUGUUCCCCGUCCACGACAAGCAUCCAUACCCAUCCGCGUAGCAUCUACGCGUCCUAGAAGCGACCAACGAACACCAUGA
This is a messenger RNA of Alternaria atra, 1203 nucleotides long. RefSeq lists its product as uncharacterized. The record is from RefSeq and is a predicted model, not a curated record. NCBI's taxonomy places the organism in Eukaryota, Fungi, Ascomycota, Dothideomycetes, Pleosporales, Pleosporaceae. Bases 1 to 1203 code for a protein of 400 amino acids. The transcript has 4 exons.